Messenger RNA from Pedinophyceae sp. YPF-701, 471 nucleotides. The record is from the annotation of a GenBank genome assembly. Lineage: Eukaryota; Viridiplantae; Chlorophyta; Pedinophyceae.
AUGACGUACGCGGGCGAGAAGCGCGAGCGCGACGAGCCUCUCCUGAAGAUCAAGAAGCUCAGCGAGCACGCAACGAUCCCUGCGCGCGGCUCCAAGGGCGCUGCUGGCUACGACCUCUCAGCGGCCCACGACACCGUCGUGCCCGCCCGCGGCAAGGAGCUGGUCAAGACGGAUCUCUCCAUCGCCAUCCCGGAGGGCACGUACGCCCGCAUUGCCCCGCGCUCGGGCCUGGCCUGGAAGAACUUCAUCGACACCGGCGCCGGCGUAGUGGACUUCGACUACAGGGGCCCCGUCGGCGUGAUCCUGUUCAACCACGGCGACACGGACUUCGCGGUCAAGCGCGGCGACCGCGUGGCGCAGCUCAUUCUAGAGAAGAUCGUGACGCCCGAGGUGGUCGAGGUCGAGGACCUGGACAGCACCGACCGGGGCGCGGGCGGGUUCGGGUCCACCGGGGUGGCGCGCAACCAGUGA